Messenger RNA from Acanthoscelides obtectus, 5244 nucleotides. Lineage: Eukaryota; Metazoa; Arthropoda; Insecta; Coleoptera; Chrysomelidae. The record is from the annotation of a GenBank genome assembly.
GUGAGAUUUCAACCUUACCGUAACUGUCAGUUUCCGCGCUGCCAGUGUCAAUAGUGUCAACAAAACUCAAAUGAGAACAAGACGAUCAACAUCGUUUAUGAAAAACAGUUAUUGAAAUUUCACAUUACAAGCGACAAAUAAUAUCUAGUCCACAUGUAGUGGCGCACUACUUUUGAAGAUCUGUUCUAAUUUCUAGUAAGAUUACUCCUUUUGUUUGUCAUAUGAUACAAGUGUCAAGUUUAGGAUUUCCAGUGUUAUCUAAAAUCAGGUUUCUAAACAUUCCAUUCUAAUUCAAUACCGUAUGCUCAUUACUCAUAACUAGGAUUCAAAUCAGGUAACAAUGUGGUGUCCAACCCAUGUUCAAGUAACUGUCCAAAAAGCAGAAUGUGAACUCUUCAAGGGUAAAAACAGCACCAAUGAUUGUUUUGUUACAAUUGCCUUGGGCAAGAUCAAAUAUGAGACAUCAGUUAAAGAAAAGGCUGGAAGACAGGUUGAAUGGCAUGAGGAAUGUGAACUUCCGAUACCUGACCAAGGCAACACAGCUGAGAUUAUCUUAACAGUGCUUCACCGUAACUAUUUAGGCAUUGACGAAUUCUUAGGACGAGUCACUAUCCCUCUGCAUUCUCUAGAUAUUUAUGAAAGGCCUAAAAAUAAGUGGUAUACUUUACAAAGCAAAACAGGAAGUGAAAAAAAGAAUAAGGAGCGUGGAAAACUGGAAGUAAAAAUCGGCUUCACUGUGAAAUCAGGCAGCCUGACCAACUUGAGCAAAAAAGAAAAACACAAAUCCUCGAUCGGCGGACUGUCCGCAGUUGCCCAAUCAGUGGGCGGCAGCUUAAUGAGCUUGGGCAGUGUCGAAAAAAGAAAAGGAAUUAAAAAAUUCGCUAAAUCUAUAGGCUCAAAGAUGCACCUUAAAGUGAAGAAAAAAGGGCACGAAGACGAUGAUUCCUCAGUGGGAAGCAUGGGUAGUUUAUAUAAUAGAGUUAACAAUCCUGAAAAGUUCAGGAGCAGACAAACUUUGGAGGACGCGGACCCAGGAGUUGUCAGUGACGAGGAUGAAUUUACGUUCGAUGACUUGUCACACAAAAGUUCGGCCAGCUCGUUGAGUCAACCUUCAACUCACAUAAAUGCAUCACCAAUUAUCAAAGUGUCUUCGUUCGAGAACAUAACACCCAGUGAUAGUUUUAAGAAAAUAGAAGAAGGUAGCCUUCCACCUACAAAACCGCCAAGGGCGGAACUGUUGAGACCCCAGGACGAAUGGGAAUCAAAGCUCGUUGGAAACAAAAGUAAAACUCCAUCCCGUCCUGGCAGUAGCGAAUCUUUGAACAGAAGAUCAUGGGAUGCAGCGUCAAAGCUAGCAACCCAGAUAGAAGAAGAUCCGAAAGAUCUACUAGAGCCACCGCAAACCAAGAAGGACAAACCAAAAACUCCAGAAACACCGAAAAAAGAAGAAAAGGAGGGGAUGUUUUCGAAAUUCAAAAGCAAAAACUUCAGAAUGGAUAAAGAAAUAAACUCGGAGCAUGAUAAGAUAAACAAUCUAAGAGAACGUAUUAUUAUAGGAGGUGAGAAUGAAACGAUAAAGGUCACCCCAACCAAUAACAGCAAAAUAUCCAAUGAACUUUUGCAGAAGUUCAAGGGCAAAACGCGAGAGGAUCUGAUUUUGGAACUGAACGAAUCACGGAGUGACUUGGAAAAACAAAAGAAGAAAUUAAAAGACUUGGAAGAUUAUCUCGAUGACCUGCUUUUGAGAGUAAUGGAAACGACGCCAAGAAUAUUACAAAAUCCUUAUGUUCAGUGCAAACUGGCACACAAGCAGUAUAGUCAGUCAACUUAACUUUUAUCAAACGUUAUACAGAGUGAGUCAGAACGCAGAAUCCAGCAGCUGAAUAUUAGGGGCAUCAGCUGCAGAUUGUUACCUUAAUCAAUGAAUAUAGGGUAAAUAAUCGAAGGGUGAACAGUUUCUGGGGAGGUGGUUGAAAUGAAACCUGGGAACGAAUUCGAAUAGGUUAAAAGGAGCCUAGUCUAUACAGUGUGAUUCUCAAGUCGUGAUCAAAAAUGAAACAUACACAGGACCGCAUUUGAAGGGGGAUCUUCUGUGUAACAUUUCUCGGGUGCUUCAUUCAACAGAUACGAAGGUCUUCAAAACCGUCAACUGGAAUGGACUAAAAUUUUUGGUACUUGGAUUUAGCUAAGUAUAGUCUACAUUCAAAAGUAUUUACUUAAAAUUAACGUGCACCAGUGGCGGAGAUAAAGUGGAUUAGUGGCAUUAUUUUUCCAAAUAAAAAUAGUACGCCAGUUUUUCCCGAAACGAAUUUCUAAUUGUUUAUCCCAGGCCAUCACUACUAGUCUAUUGAGCAAUAUACAGGGUUAGUUCAAAGGAUAUUUUAUAGCAAAAUACACGUGUUUAUCUUGCCGAUAUCAAUCACAAACCAUUCCGGAAGAUAAAUGUUAUUUUUAUACAAAAAAGAAUGAAUUACGUUUUUUCUUCUAAACAAAUUCAAACAUACAUCUCGUAUUGGUGGGUAAUUUCUGAGUUUGCAGCGGUCAAAGCUAGAAAGAAGAGAUGUUAAUUGUAAGAUAAACAUAUUGUUUGUCUUAGUUUUUAUUGGUUUUCGUUCAAUACAUAUUUUAAAUAUAAAUAUUAAAUAAUCCAUGAAGUUUAUAAAUCAUUUGACUGUCGAUGGGGUGACACCACCAAUUUCCGCACCGGGUGCCACCCAAGGGAUCUACGCCACUGCAUGACUGUGUACGGCAUUACGUUACCGAGCGAUUUACAAACGCACCCCUGCAAAAACACAUCGCACGCUACUGCAUGUGCGGCGUCCCUUUAAAUUGAAGUCAACGAGACGCCACGCUGGUCAGUGGCGUGCGAUGUGUUCCGAUACUCUCUUCCUUUUCGGUACUUGAGUAUACAAUAAACACCAGUUAAGAAUAGUCAUUUCUGACUCACUCUGCAUUUCGCUUUUUAUAUUCACGUUGUGUGCCUGAAUGUAACCAUUGAGUAACGUAUUUUACCUGAUGAUAGCCAACUGGAGCGCUUAUCUAUAGCGUCCCCAACUUUUGCUUGGUUUAAUUUUACAUUAAUAUAACUUACAUGUAUGGUAAAACGAACAAAAAUAACUGUAAUAGAUUCAUCUAUUUCGGGUUUUUUGUCUAAAAAAAGUAUAUAUUGCACGGUACCUCGGAAUUAUAUUACUUGCAAUACCUAACAAGUUUCUAAAAACAAUAUACAGGGUGCAAACGUUAUGAUAGUCGUUAUUUAAAUGGAUGAUAGUGAGGGUUGAAAGAAGCAAAAAGUUUCAUAUAACCUGGUCAAAACGUGUGAGUAUUAUAGGAAUUUAAUAUCCCGUCGCAAAUUUAUCCCUGUAUUUUAUAUACAGUUACAUUUAAACCACCUAGAGAAAAUGCGAAAAUUGUUCGUGAGGCUACAGCUAAACUCUCGAGUUUAUAUUCACGUGUCCAAAAAAAAUUAUCAGAGAUGAAAUGAGGUCAUUUAUGAGGAUUUAUGACAGCGUUUCUCUAUAAAUGCUGUGAAAAGGUUGGCCCUCUUCAAGUGGAAUACGUUAAUCUAUGAUGUAAAAAAAAGUUGGAUAGGUACAAACAGAUUUAGUUCUAGCAAAUGUACUUCUUAAUCAAUCAAUGCUAAUACGUUCCAUCCAAAGCUAUUUGCAACAAUUUUCACGAAUUUAAUAACAGAGGUCACUGAAAGGAGUACUUACUGCAUGCCGUUGUUUCCUUUUCAUUAUACUGAUUGUGGCAUUAUUUUUACGCGAGAAAAAUAUACUGAAAAUAAGACGAGACGUUUAUGUAAACAAGAAAGUGCCCCCUAACGAAAGUUUAGUAUGUUGUAAAUUUCUGUUCUACUAACUUAGGAUAUAAUAUGAAUAUUUGUUUAAAAAACGUUUUGUCAAUCUUCAGCGUGCUUUUACAUGAUAAGCUCCCAAGCAUUGAAAAGGGCUUAAUUUUUAUAUUUAUUCCAAUGUGCCUUCUGCAAUAGAAGUAUUGGCAAUCCUUAAAUUCGCCUGUAUACAUCACUUAAAUAUAAAGGAGUAACUUUUUCUUUGGUGCUAUCUAGCAAUUCGUUUUUAACGUAUCAUCUUACUGGACGAUUGUAAAAAUGGCGAAAGUAUCAGUGUUACUCAAGUCAAAUCUAAACACUUCUUAAUAUUCGCCAUUUUAAAGUGCCUUCAAAAUUUCAUAUAACAAAACCGAGAAUAUUAGCUCGUUCAUAAGACGGAAAUACUGUAAAUAUAUGUUUCUGGAAAGGUGAAUAUACAGGGUGGCUCAAAAUAACGUCAUUCUGUUGCGUGCAGGUAGAAGACUUCAAUAAAUAAGUCACCAAAAAACCGAUAUAUUGGCUACUAAGCGGAAAAAUUUACUCUUGUUUAACAUCGAUAAAAAAAACACUCGUUUCCCUUAACAUGACUUAAUCAGGUUUUAGAUACAGGAGAAUGGCGUGUUAUCUAGGACACCCUGUAUGUUCUCUAGACAUCACAACUCGUAAUGAAACCAAAUCAAUACUCUGGAAGAAGUUUUAACAGGAUAUAAAUAUUUGUGAUAGCUGUAUUAUUCAAAUAAAUUUAGAUAAAAAUGUUGCGACACAUGUUUUAGUUUACUAACAAAUCUAAAUAGUUCUCACAAUUUAGCCUGUAUAAAUGGUUCACUAAGGGAAUAGGUUUAAACUUAUUUUCAAGCGAUUAUAAUGAGCCUUUUAACUGAUGUGAAAAUCAUUGAUUUCAGUUUUAUUCAUGAAUGAGAAUCUAGAAUUAUUUAUGAAUAUAAAACAAUUUAGAUGAAAACUUAUUAUUGAAACCUGAAACUUUAUAUUUUUUUUUUUUACUUUUUUGCCAUACUCUGUAGGAAUUAUGAGAUUUAUGACAAAUCCAAGCUAAUAGAUGUUCCAUAGUGGUCGAAAAAUACUGGAGUCUGUUUUUUAUUUGAAUAUUUGGGAAAAGAAUUCGUCCAAUUUUUUGGUGCUGUGAAUUGAAAAAUUUAUGAGGAAGACUAAAAUAUUUCAUUUGUAACCCACAUCACUUAAACCUUGUUUUUUCAAUGUACUUGUUAUGUUUAGCUUUUAUUAUUGUAACUAAUAUAUUGUGACUUUUUGUUAAAAAUCUAUUAACCUCUUUAUUAUAUUCAAAUGGAUUGUAUGAUAUUUAUUUGCUAUUUUUAAUUAUGGUGUUAUAAGUAUCUCAUAUAUUUUUGUAUACAGUUGAGAUACCUGCAAAUAAACUAUUUUUGUCAUAA